This is a messenger RNA of Onychostoma macrolepis, 995 nucleotides long. RefSeq names its product coiled-coil-helix-coiled-coil-helix domain containing 6b (gene chchd6b). Lineage: Eukaryota; Metazoa; Chordata; Actinopteri; Cypriniformes; Cyprinidae. The transcript has 9 exons. Gene Ontology annotation, biological process: inner mitochondrial membrane organization. The record is from RefSeq and is a predicted model, not a curated record. The coding region runs from base 145 to 840 and encodes 231 amino acids. Gene Ontology annotation, cellular component: mitochondrion; MICOS complex.
ACAUUUCCCACUGUGCAUUUCGCGUGUCACGUGACGCGUGGAUGUUUUAUGAUUUUAUCCGCAUGUAGCGGGACACAGUGACCCUGAAGUGAAUCGGGGUGAUUUAAUUUGUCUUGUUGGAGUGUUUGGGGUGUUUUUGCGCUGAUGGGGGCCGCGGACAGCAGGAGCAGAUCUGUGUCUUACGGACUCGAUGAGCAGGACAAUGUCACGGUCAUACACGGAGUAAAGUUGUCUGGUGAUGUUCUUCAGCGGAUGCGGGAGGCUGGAUCAUCAUCAUCAUCAUCAUCAUCAUCAUCACCCAAAGCAGAGAGUGCCAAACCUGAACCAGGGCCGUCCAGACCAUCUGCUUCAGAGACACAGGACGAGGUCAGAAGACGGUUCGAGCGUGAGCAGGCUCUGGUCCAGGAAGAGUUGGCCCGGAUCAGCCGUAGAGAGAGAGAGAUGGCGAGAGACGAUAUAGUGACAGCAAAGACACGGCAGGAACUCGACAAAACACACAAUCUGCCGGAUGAGUUGAGUGUUCGGGCCCGACAGCUGAAGAAGAAAGAAAAUGAACUGAAACAUCUGGAACAGUUUUACAAGGAGCAACUACAUCUGAUGGAGAAGAAGAACACUGAAUACUAUCAGCAGACUGCACACAUGUACGAGCAGGAGGUGCUUAAAGCAGAGGCCACCGUUAAGCCUCGUCGUGUGAGUCCCGUCUGCCCUGAGCUGCAGUCGCAGGUGUUGAGCUGCUACAGACUGAACCCACAGCAGACGCUGCACUGCUCACAGCUGGCCAAAGACUACAUCAGCUGCAUCAACACCUCCAAGAAGAACUUGCUGGUGAACCACGGAUGAAGAUGAUGAUGGUUGGUGCUGAAGAAGAGGAGCCGCAUUAGAGGAUGUUUGUGUGUGUGUGUGUGCGUAUCAGGAUUGUGUUGGUUUGUUGAGCUGAUCUUCAUUUACUGUGAGCAAAUAAAGUCUCUUCAGCGUCUGUUUCUCUCUUCAGUCUC